Ceratitis capitata (Mediterranean fruit fly) is the source of this 1084-nucleotide messenger RNA. RefSeq lists its product as hypothetical. The transcript is spliced from 2 exons. The record is from RefSeq and is a predicted model, not a curated record. Lineage: Eukaryota; Metazoa; Arthropoda; Insecta; Diptera; Tephritidae. The coding region runs from base 162 to 533 and encodes 123 amino acids.
AAGUGCACUGACCAACUGCUCACAAUUGCAGUAGCCCAAGCGCUGUAACAGCAGUCGCAGUCCCUGAAUACUUAGAUUAACGGAUUGCAAUAAUAAAAAAAAAUAAUCACCGGCACAGCCAAGAGACGGCAUAACCUCGAAAAAAAAAACUAAAAAAAAAUAUGAAAAAAAUUAUUUUUUUGCUCUGCUGCAGCGUUUUUCUGCAUAGCAUUAGCAGCGCGCCGGCACCAGCUCCCGCACCUCAUGGCAUCACCACCACCACCAUCACUCCGAGUUAUACUGUUGGAGUCGGUCUUACGCCCGUCGUCACGGCGCGCAGUCAUCAAGUGGUCGCACACAAUUACCAUGGCCUCUACGUGCCCACCGCAACCACCACCGUUGGCUAUGUGCCCGCGAGCUAUGUACCAGCCGUAGCUGCAUAUCCUGGUUAUACUGCAACAACAGGCUACCGUUACGGUUACGGUUAUUACCCAGCUUACGGCUAUAGCUAUGGCUAUGGGUCCGCUGUGCCCACGACGACGGCCUUGUGGUGAUGAUGUGUUAACGCUAAUAUGAGCAAAGCUUAUGUGGGCGAGACGAGUUUUGUAUGAGCGCAUGUGUAUGUGAGUGUGUGAGUGUAGGAGUGUGUAGGAGCGUGUAUUUGUUUGAAGUGCGGAUUUGCCAGGAUACGCGCUGCUGAGUUGAUGAGUUUGUUUUACGUAAAAUGGUGAAGCAACCGCUUGAUGUGCUGCACUCUUAUCUGCUGAAAUAUACAUUUUUUUUAUUACUAUUUUUUUUGUUGUUUUUGUUUUUGUUUUUUGCUUUGCACUUGAUGUGGUCUGAUAUCCGUUAGCCGGAGCUGAUGUGUUGAUGUGGUAGGACAGGCUGGUUGAUUUAUAAGGAACUCAUACAAUAAGCUUUAAUGUUAUGCGGUAGCAGCGACGGUGGGGUGUGGCAGGCUUGUGUGUGCAAACGUUACUUGGUAUGGCAAAUCUCUGGAGCCGACAAGCCUCUAAAUAUGUAUACAUAUAUGUAAUAUUAUGAAAGAUGUACUAUUUUGCAUUUUAAAUAAAUAAAUACGAAACGAAUCAAGGAAUUUUCACAU